UACCUACCUAGUACCUCCAUAAUCGGAACUGUCGUCCCUCUCAUUCGCCCGACACUGCCACCACCCAUUGGCCUCUUUCUGUCUCCUGCACUUCCAGGCGUUGCAAUCACCACUACCUUACUGCCCAGACACACAUCACCGACGCCCUCGCUCACCAGCACCAUGGAGCCCUCGAACCGUGAUCGACAACUCCACCAACGCGAACCCGAAGACCCUCGCUACCUCAACUUCAAGCACUCGCAGCCCGGAUCCGGUCUUAACAAGUUCUCCUCCACCUUAACCAGAGAACAUGACUUUCCCGCUGCUCAGGCGAUGCUGUAUGCCGCCGGUGUGCCGAAUGAGAAGGCUCUGAAGACCUUUCCUCAGGUGGGAGUGGCCAGUGUAUGGUGGGAAGGCAAUCCAUGCAACACGCACCUACUCGACAUCGGGAAAGAGGUGAAAAAGGCAAUCGAAAAGCAGGAGAUGCUGGCAUGGCAAUACAAUACCGUCGGCGUUAGUGACGGCAUCACCAUGGGUGGUGAGGGCAUGCGAUUCUCGCUGCAGUCGAGAGAGCUCAUCGCCGACAGCGUCGAGACGGUCACAUGUGCACAGCAUCAUGAUGCCUGUAUUGCUAUCCCGGGUUGUGACAAGAACAUGCCAGGCGUGGUCAUGGGCUUUGCACGACACAACCGACCUUCGAUCAUGAUAUAUGGAGGCACCAUCAACCCCGGAUACUCCAAGCUCCAAGAAAAGACGAUCAACAUCGCCACUGUCCUCGAGGCACAUGGCGCCUACCUCUAUGACAGUCUCAAGAAUGCUAACAAGCCAGAACAAAACAAGGACGACUUACUCACGGAUCUCGAGCGAACAUCUUGUCCCGGACAAGGGGCAUGCGGAGGAAUGUUCACCGCGAACACCAUGGCCAUGGCAAUUGAAACCAUCGGACUCUCGCUUCCAGGCUCAUCAUCGACACCCGCCACAUCGCCCGCCAAGAUGCGAGAAUGCGCCAAAGUCGCUGACGCCAUCAAGAUUUGCCUCGAGAAAGACAUCAAGCCCCGCGACUGCCUCACCAAGAAGGCCUUUGAGAACGCCAUGGUCAUGAUGAUGGCUCUGGGAGGCAGUACGAACGGUGUCCUCCACCUUCUCGCCAUGGCGGGUACAGCCGAAGUCAAUCUGACUCUCGACGACUUCCAACGUAUAUCCGACAAGGUCCCCUUCAUCGCCGACAUCGCGCCCUCAGGGAAGUACCUCAUGGUAGACUUGUAUGAAAUCGGUGGUAUACCUUCUGUGCAGAAACUUCUCAUCGCUGCGGGCUUGUUAGAUGGCACCACCAUCACCGUGACAGGUAAAACGUUGGCCGAGAAUGUGGAGAGCUGGCCGAGUCUGAAGCAAGGCCAAGAUCUCAUUAGACCCAUUGACAAACCGAUCAAAGCUACAGGACACUUGGAGAUUUUGAGAGGCAACCUCGCACCAAAUGGUGCCGUGGCGAAGAUCACGGGGAAAGAGGGUAUGAAGUUUACUGGUAAAGCAAGAGUGUUCAACAAGGAGAUUGAAUUAAACGACGCCUUGAACCAAGGUCUGAUCCCCAGAGGAGAAAACCUCGUGCUCGUCGUUCGCUACGAGGGGCCGAAGGGUGGCCCUGGUAUGCCUGAACAGCUCAAAGCAUCCGCCGCCAUCAUGGGCGCUGGACUCAAGAACGUGUCUCUCAUCACCGAUGGCCGAUACUCUGGUGCCUCGCACGGGUUCAUCGUCGGACACAUCUCUCCCGAAGCUGCCGUCGGCGGUCCGAUCGCUGUUGUGGAGGACGGAGACGUGAUUACGAUUGAUGCGGAAACGAAUCGAAUUGAUUUUGAUGUUAGCGAUGAGGAAAUCCAAAAGCGGUUGGAGAAUUGGACACCGCCGAAGAUGCCGGUCACGAGAGGUGUGUUGGCCAAGUAUGCGAGGCUGGUGGGCGACGCUAGCCAGGGAGCAAUGACGGAUUUAUUUUAGAUGCAGUAGAUGUAGACAUGGACUGCUGCUGAUCUAUACUCACCUCUCCGCUAAUCGUUUCAAUUCUUUUCUAGUCUUUGCAGAUAUUGGACAGAAUGUCUACCAGCGCAGAUCUUACUUGUCCUAUAGAAGAAACCAAUCAGCGACUUUGAACCUUGAAGGGGUUACUAC
Messenger RNA from Sphaerulina musiva SO2202, 2139 nucleotides. RefSeq names its product mitochondrial dihydroxy acid dehydratase. Gene Ontology annotation, molecular function: dihydroxy-acid dehydratase activity. NCBI's taxonomy places the organism in Eukaryota, Fungi, Ascomycota, Dothideomycetes, Mycosphaerellales, Mycosphaerellaceae. The transcript is spliced from 2 exons. The coding region runs from base 163 to 1968 and encodes 601 amino acids. Gene Ontology annotation, biological process: branched-chain amino acid biosynthetic process. The record is from RefSeq and is a predicted model, not a curated record. Gene Ontology annotation, cellular component: mitochondrion.